This is a messenger RNA of Hippocampus comes (tiger tail seahorse), 1486 nucleotides long. RefSeq names its product lathosterol oxidase-like. Gene Ontology annotation, molecular function: oxidoreductase activity; iron ion binding. The transcript has 6 exons. NCBI's taxonomy places the organism in Eukaryota, Metazoa, Chordata, Actinopteri, Syngnathiformes, Syngnathidae. The record is from RefSeq and is a predicted model, not a curated record. The coding region runs from base 611 to 1453 and encodes 280 amino acids. Gene Ontology annotation, biological process: lipid biosynthetic process.
CAAUGAUGCUUACCCCAUAUGUAGGAUCAUAACUUCCAGCGAAACCACACCACAAUUGUCGUAGUGUGUGUCUAUGUGAAAGGCCAAAUGGUUCUCAUGAAACAGGAUCCUGCAGCUCCAGAAUGGGAACAUACUGUACAGUCUGCCAUCAUAGGUAUUUCAAAUGGUCUAAUGUUAAGAAAUUGGAGUAAGUUGUUUUAGGACAAAACACUUUUUUAAACCAUUAUUUACAUGAAGAUAUGAGCCAGUCAGAUCAGACAUAUUAAAAGAUGCAUCUGAGCAGAUGUAUUUAUUUGCUGAGGAUGUUGGGAUCUUCUUUCAGCUCGUCUGUGAAUGCUUCCAACAUUCUUGUGCCACAUGUCUGCGGGAAAAUAAAGCAACAAGAGUGCUAGCUCGUCUCGCUAGAAGUUUCGUACGUGAGCAAAAUAGAUAUUCAUGAAAUGACAUUUACUGUCAACAGUGUGUGGCUCAUUUUACUUCAUACAGCCGCUGUUAUUUUAGAAUAGGAAUUGUAGCUGUUUAGCUUGUGUUAAAAGGUGGGGAAGGACUUGUCAGUUUUUGAGGAAUCUUUUCAGAACCGGCCUCACUCCCAAAGCAGAGAGACAGUGGCAUGGAUCACGUGCUAAAAAUUGCAGACCGUUAUUUCCUGACUCCGUAUGUUUACCCAGCGUCAUGGCCCGAGGACGGGGCUCUGCGCCAACUCAUCAGCCUGAGCCUGUUGACCAACCUCGGAGCCCAAACGGUUUACAUAAUCUUUGGCGCACUAAAUUUCUACUGCGUCUUUGACCACAGGCUCAUGAAACAUCCAUUGUUCAUUGAGAACCAAGUAAGCCAAGAGAUUCAACUCGCAAUCACCUCCCUCUUCUGGAUGAGUUUUCCCACAGUGCUAAUUUUCUUCUUGGAGAUCAGAGGACACAGCAAACUCUUUGAUGACAUCAACCAGUCUUCUCGGGGCUGGCCGGGGGUGUUCCUGAGCGUUGCUGGAUUCUUGUUCUUCACGGACAUGUGUAUCUACUGGAUACACCGCUCCAUGCAUCACAAGAGCAUCUAUAAGUACUUACAUAAGCAGCAUCAUUUAUUCAAGAUCCCCACACCAUUUGCAAGCCACGCCUUCCACCCACUUGACGGCUUCCUGCAGAGCUUACCCUAUCAUGUCUACCCUUUCAUCUUCCCACUUCACAAGGUUGUCUACUUAUCUCUCUUCAUCUUCGUUAAUAUCUGGACCAUCUCCAUUCACGACGGCGACUACCGCAUUCCCGGCCCCUUAAUAAGCAUUAUCAAUGGUGCUGCCCACCACGUGGAUCAUCACCUCUAUUUCAACUAUAACUAUGGACAGUACUUUACUCUCUGGGAUCGUCUUGGAGGCUCCUACAAAUACCCUUCAGUUCUCCAAGGGAGGGGACCAACUGACCACAUUGGCAAGCUUGCAGCAGACAAGGCAUUGAUUCAGUGACAAUGGAGCAGUAGUCAGAAUACAAACACGAUU